CAGUUUCGAACGGAAAUUUGUGAACUACACACGACGUUUUUCUCUUCUCGCAAGACAACAUCUUUCGUCACAUCAUUUUUCCUCCCCCUGUAACCGGACGUGACGAUGAUGAAAGCAGUGUUGUGUCUGAUUUUCACACUGUGCCGCUGCCAAAGCUUUGCCCAGAAUAUCGUCUGCUAUUACGAUGGUCGUGCAGGAACUUACGCGACCCCGGUGCUGCCGGAGGCACUCCAAUCGGCCAACUGUACCCACUACACGUACAUCGGAAUUGGGUUCACAUCAAAGGGAGACCUUCGGGAGCUGAAUCCCAACUUUGAUUUGAAAACUGGCCUCCCGUCGUUUCUUCAGCUGCGGUCUCCCACAUCGAAACUGUUGGUCCUGCUGGGGGGCAUCUACGAGAGCAGUGCCACGUUUUCAACCGCCGUUGCCGCCUCGUUGGAUUCCCUCAUCAAUAACGUAGCCCUGUUUUUGACCCGCCACAACCUGGACGGUGUCGACGUAGACUGGCGGUACCCGGGAAGCCGCGGGGGAAAACCCAACGAUAAGGUCAAUUUCCAAAAGUUUCUGAUCCGGCUACGGGCUCGCCUAAACAUGAUGAACAAGCUGCUUGCGAUAUCUGUUUCCCCGAACCCGGCCCCGUCCGGGGUGGCUUACGAUGCUACAACAUUAAGCCUAUAUGCCGACAUGAUCAAUGUGUACGCGUUCAACUUCACCGAGGGAACGGAAACCGUGACGACCAAUUUGGCCCCAAUGUACUCCAAUUCCGCCAACCCGAUUAGUGUGAACUCGUCAAUCUCGAGCUGGCUCUCGACAAAGGUUAGGAAAAACAAGCUGAACCUCGUCGUCGCCACGUACGCCCGCUCCUACACCCUGGCUAACGCGGCCUCCAAGAGUGGCCUGGGAGCACCGACCCGUGGCCAAGGGUUGGCCGGAACAAACAGCAAACAACCGGGCUACCUGUCCCAGGAUGAGUUUUGUGCAAUCAAAUCCGGUUAUGGCAACACCAACGAUGCCACCACCCAGACCACCUUCUUCGCCCGUGACUCGAGCUGGGUCAGUUCGGAAACGGCCGACUCGCUGGUCCAGAAGUACUCGUACGCCAUCGACAGCGGGCUGGCCGGGGUCGGCAUUUACACGCUCGAUUGGGACGACACCAGCGAUGGCUGCGGGGCAGGCCAGUUUCCGGCCGUACAGCUGGCCAGGGACUAUUUACUUUCGAGUUAUUGAUUUCACACC
This is a messenger RNA of Culex quinquefasciatus (southern house mosquito), 1236 nucleotides long. RefSeq names its product chitotriosidase-1. The record is from RefSeq and is a predicted model, not a curated record. Gene Ontology annotation, molecular function: chitin binding; chitinase activity. Gene Ontology annotation, biological process: carbohydrate metabolic process; chitin catabolic process. The transcript is spliced from 7 exons. Gene Ontology annotation, cellular component: extracellular region. NCBI's taxonomy places the organism in Eukaryota, Metazoa, Arthropoda, Insecta, Diptera, Culicidae. The coding region runs from base 106 to 1227 and encodes 373 amino acids.